Molecule: messenger RNA, 798 nt
Organism: Trypanosoma grayi
Lineage: Eukaryota; Euglenozoa; Kinetoplastea; Trypanosomatida; Trypanosomatidae
Exons: 1
Coding region: 1-798 (265 amino acids)
Source: RefSeq, a predicted model, not a curated record
AUGUUCUCCUAUGGCAACAACCUCUACGACGCUCAGACGCAGCGGCUUUUUACGAGCAUUGACACACAGUUGGAGAGGUGGAGUAAAAAGUACGGGCCUAGGCCGCAGUCCGAGACGUCACAGGCACCGCCACACGUGGAGGCGAACGCGACUGUGAGUGCUACAGGAACAGCAGCAUCUGUCCAUAGCAAAAUGAACGCCGAAGAUGUUGGACAGAGAAAGGAUAUAAUGGUGCCUGGCACCACCGACAGCGGAAGCAGCAGUUCUAGCUCCACUUCUGGUUCGGGCGGAGAGGAUGAGCUGGCAUCCUCCGCGUUACUUUCGCGCAUUGUCUUUCUAGAGAAACAGCUACUUGUUGUUGACGAAGACCGUAUGGAGUUGCGGGAGCGCCUCAAAAGUACGGAGCGCCAACUUUCAGAUCUUCUUUUUUCUUACGAUACACUACAAAGCCAGUUUGCUGCGUUUCGCGAGCAGAUAUUGCCCUCAUCUCAGGGUGCGAAUGAGGACGAAGAAGCAAUAGGAGCAGCUGUGGUUGGGGAAAACAGUAAUUUUACCACCCGCAGCCUCGCGAGUCGACGCAGUAGUAGUGCUAAUUUUUCGGGGCCCCCAACAGUAACCUCGACGGAGGCGUCGGCGUCGUCGCGUAUCGCUUCAGGGGUGCGCGGCGCCUUUUUAGGCGGGGAAUCGCCCAACACUUUUCAAGCUGCGCAGAUACCAGUGGAGGUGACAUCUGCUCAGAGGCGCAAAAUGGUGUUGGAGCACCUCGCAAAGCGUUUGGUUUUUCCCCCGGAAUCUUGA